AUGUCUUCCACCGGUUCAAACCUCUUCCCCAGUCUCCCGCUCGAGCUCAUAUUGCUCAUCGAAAACCGCCUCUCUAAGCGUGACCUGUCACGCCUCUGCCGCACUAGCCGCACCCUCAAGCAUAUCUUCGCCCCCACUCUCCAUAGCCGCUUCACCGCCGACUUCAGAGAAAUUACCAGCUGGGCGGUCAGCACCCGCCGCAUUCCAUCCCUCCGGGGUAUCCUUGCCCUCGCCCUCAGCCCCACCCCCGAUACCGCAAACCUUGAGCUCGAACUUUGGGUCCGAGACAGGCUCAAGCGCGAAGUGCAACACAGCCUUGGGUCCAGGUUCCGACAUGCGUGGGAAAGCGUCGAACGCCCGCCCCGCCUCGAGCGCAGGUACAGUCCCCUACGCCACCAUGCGAUUGAGCUCGGGCCGGACCAAAUCGUCACGGAAAUGAACUUCCUCAAGCUUCUCCUGGCGCAUGUCCUACGCGGGGAUGUGGAGCUGGUGCACUGGCUGUUCGAGGUGGCGCGCUUCGAGAUGCAGCCGAGUGACCUUAAGGUUGCACAGGACGUUUCACUGCUGGAUGUUGCGAUAUAUCGGAGGUUAAAGGAGAAGGUGAAGAAUGUGGAGGGGAUGAUACAGCUAUUGCUGGACCAUGACCCGGAUCCUAGGCUAACAUGCUGUGUGCGCUUCGGGAACGCCCCACCGGUGAUAUGGUGGCUUGAUCUAAAAGCUGCUAUAGAUAUCACAGAAGAGAAACCCUACAACGAGCGCAAUUAUGCGCAACUGUCAGAUGGAGAAAUUUUCAAAUGGAGUUAUAUAUGGAAACACAUGGUUGGUGAUUUCGGUUGUAAAUUUGACGAGGUUGUGAUUAGAACAAUGAGGGUUAAUACCUCCAUUGUUGUCUCGAACCAGACGUCGGCACCUUCGGAAAUAAACUCAAAUGCAAACACUGAGUUUCAAGAAAUGCCGGAUAUUAUUAUGUUAACAAUGAAUAAUGAAGACGCACCUUCCGAACCACAUCAACCUCUGAUACCUCUCCCAAGAAGUGCUAGUAUUAUAGCAUCUGGUACCGGCUCAAAUGGUAUUAAUACACCAUUUUCAAAGACUCCAUUUAGUUUUGUCCUCAAAAGUAUUCAAGAUAAAAAUUAG
Molecule: messenger RNA, 1137 nt
Organism: Morchella sextelata
Lineage: Eukaryota; Fungi; Ascomycota; Pezizomycetes; Pezizales; Morchellaceae
Exons: 8
Coding region: 1-1137 (378 amino acids)
Molecular function (GO): protein binding
Source: RefSeq, a predicted model, not a curated record